Molecule: messenger RNA, 2367 nt
Organism: Mugil cephalus (flathead mullet)
Lineage: Eukaryota; Metazoa; Chordata; Actinopteri; Mugiliformes; Mugilidae
Product: histone H3-like centromeric protein CSE4
Exons: 7
Coding region: 176-1006 (276 amino acids)
Cellular component (GO): nucleosome
Molecular function (GO): protein heterodimerization activity; DNA binding; structural constituent of chromatin
Source: RefSeq, a predicted model, not a curated record
UUGUUCCAAAUGCAUCAUGGGAAACGUGUCUCCUCUCGCUUUCCUAUGUUCUUUUUCCUUUUUUUUCCUCCCUUCAUUUUAUAGCGAGAGAACAACGCUUUAGAGACUCAAGAAUAAAUUCCCAUUUUUAAGCUGCAAUCUUUCGCCAAGUUUUGAAAGGUGAUCAGUAGUAGCCAUGGCCCGUACCAAGCAGACUGCCCGUAAGUCCACUGGAGGCAAAGCCCCACGUAAGCAGCUGGCCACAAAGGCUGCUCGUAAGAGUGCCCCUUCCACUGGUGGUGUCAAGAAGCCCCAUCGCUACAGGCCCGGUACUGUGGCUCUGCGUGAGAUCCGUCGUUACCAGAAGUCCACUGAGCUGCUGAUCCGCAAGCUGCCCUUCCAGCGUCUGGUGAGAGAAAUCGCCCAGGACUUCAAGACCGACCUCCGUUUCCAGAGUGCAGCCAUCGGAGCUCUGCAGGAGGCCAGCGAAGCCUACCUGGUGGGUCUGUUUGAGGACACCAACCUGUGCGCCAUCCACGCCAAGCGUGUCACCAUCAUGCCCAAAGACAUCCAGCUGGCACGUCGUAUCCGUGGAGAGCGCGCUUCAGUAGUAGCCAUGGCCCGUACCAAGCAGACUGCCCGUAAGUCCACUGGAGGCAAAGCCCCACGUAAGCAGCUGGCCACAAAGGCUGCUCGUAAGAGUGCCCCUUCCACUGGUGGUGUCAAGAAGCCCCAUCGCUACAGGCCCGGUACUGUGGCUCUGCGUGAGAUCCGUCGUUACCAGAAGUCCACUGAGCUGCUGAUCCGCAAGCUGCCCUUCCAGCGUCUGGUGAGAGAAAUCGCCCAGGACUUCAAGACCGACCUCCGUUUCCAGAGUGCAGCCAUCGGAGCUCUGCAGGAGGCCAGCGAAGCCUACCUGGUGGGUCUGUUUGAGGACACCAACCUGUGCGCCAUCCACGCCAAGCGUGUCACCAUCAUGCCCAAAGACAUCCAGCUGGCACGUCGUAUCCGUGGAGAGCGCGCUUAAAAUGUUCUCUCUUCCUCUCGAUCUUUUCCCUUCUCACCUCUUCCUGCCCUUCCUUCACCAUUCUGUCUCUCCGUCCCUCUGCCCCUCACUUGCUCCCUCUCUCCCUGUGUUAGUAGUGCGUAGAAGAAAACUGAUUAUAUUAUAAUUAAAGUGUAUAGUUGUGUUUUUCUUAGUGCUCUCAACAGCAGACUUCUAGGGUACUCUCUUUUUGUGCAUGUACUGACUCUUUGGUGAUGAGAUCUCCUCAAGCGCACAUCUCCUACUUUGCACUGUUUCUGACUUGUGAGGGAGGGGAUAGUUCAUGGAUACAAUAAGGAGUAAAACAAUGCAAAUCUGGAAGGGACAAACAGGGGAAGAGGAUGGGUAUUUAGCUGCUGGGGAGACUCUCUUUUCUGCAGCAGGGUGCUAGAAGAACUUGCCUGAUCCUCCUCUCCUGUUUCCAGUCCUCUUCAAGCCUCCACUCCAAAUCGAGAACAAACCAUGUUGGUCUGUGCUCAUGAAAGCUCAGGCUGGAUGUUUGGUCCCUGUGUGUGUCUGCAUGAGUGUCAGUUCUUAUCACCACAGCAACGUCGUAUACAGUCUAUCAGCAUUUUUGGAGGAGUUGAUUUAUGAUUACAAUAUUGAUCAUUGCUCUUAUUUGUCAUGUUAGAUUUCCUUUCCUUCCAAAUCGGUCUCACAUGGGAUUUUGUUUGUUUGUUUUGUUUAUUUUUUACAUCAAACCAUUUGUGGAUGACACAGACAUUGGGGGAUGAAUCAGAUUAAAACACAGAGAACAAAAAUGCGGAUUUGAAAUAUAUUUUCUACUAGAGUGUGAUGCUACUGACUCCGUCUGACACCAAAGUUUGAUUUUCUUGUAGGCGCUUGAUGAGUUUAACCUCACCUGUUUUUGUGGUGUUCAAAUUGGUUUCAUCUAAUUAUUUAAAGCCAAAGCUUGAGAGCUUAACGGUGUCAGAGAAACUUUUUUAGCAGUUUUUUAAUAAAGGACCUUUUUAUAGCAAAGGUUCAUCGAGGUUUGUAAUGUUCUCUAAAACCAAAAGUUCUCAAAGUGUAAAAAGACUUUUUUAAAAAACAAAAUAACAGAUUAAAAUGUGAAGAUGUAUUCUAAAUCAGUGUUACGUGACUAAUAAUACUAGUCAUGUUUUCUGUACACGUCCCCCCUGUGCUUCUGUUGUUUUAUUUCUCUGGAUCCAGUACACCUUUUCUCAGGUUGUCUUGCCACCCUUUUAACUUAAUUUUAAUUUUUCUUUUUUUUUGCUCAGUUUGAUUUUCUUUUUUUGAAAUGUUGAGGAAAUGUUUCAAUUAAACAAUGUUUGUAAUUUCCAGAUUUGUCAUAUAAGGUGGUAAUAAAUGGAUGUUACACA